AGCCGCAGCUUUCGGGCGCCUCGCGCCCCUGGGCCGUGGCUGCAGUUUCUGGCGCGGCCGCGCGGCGCAACGGCCGGGGCGUCCCCGUUUCCCCCCCCCGUGUCGAGGCGCUAUGGCCAGGAAGGACUCGGCGCAGGCCGCGCCCAGCGAUGUCGUGGACUGCGAGGUCCCCGACUGGAUGGGCUGCGACCUCUCCGUCUGCCGGGUGCUGCAGGACACGAGCAUGCAGAUAGCGGCCAACAUCCGGGCGCUGGGCAAGCAGCUGCACGGUGCGUGCGGCCAGGCCACGGCGUGCCUGCCCGCGCCGGAGCCCGGCGGCGAGGCCCCUUUCGGUUGCGCCGACGAGUGCUUCACGUUCCUGCGGGCCUUCGACGCGCUCAGCGGCGCGCUGCUCCUGCUGGCGGGAGACCUGGAGCUCGGCGUCGCGGCGCCUCUGCAGAAGACCAUCCUCACGCUGCAGGAGGAGAGUUCGGGCCGCACCAAGCACUGGCAGCAGGUGCGCAGGAGGUUCGCUGAGCUGCAGGAGCGCUACCGCCGCAGCCAGAGAAAGUCCAUGGAGGCCCGCAGGUCCCUGGAGGGCAGUGCCGUGGGCGACGCUGGCGGCUGGUUCGCUGGCAGGAGCAGGGCCAGUGCGCCGUCCACGCGGGCCGCCUCGGAGCAGCACGCCGCGCUCUGCGAGCUGGCGCGGUGCGAGGAGGAGCUGCUGCGCAGCGAGGCAUCCCUGCGCAGCUUCGAGGACGAGUCGCGCGAGCGGCUGGUGCAGCUGAACCUCGAGAAGUGGCAGCGGAUGGGCGAGGCGCUGUCCCAAGGCGCGAGCUCCCUGCGGCGCCUGCUGCCGGCGAUCACCGGUAAGGACGCGCCCGACCAGGAGGCUCCCGCAUGGAAGGGCGUGAUCCCGCCGUCUGGGGCCCCGUUGGAGUCGAAGAAUUGGGAAAGGGAGAUGGAGUGCCCUCUGGCCCGCUGGAUUGACCGAUUGACCGCGCCAUGGACCGCCUACCUCUUUGCCGCGGGCAAGAUCAUUGCACCUUCAGUCGGCCCCUCCACGGCGCCUGCUCGCGCGCCCGAGAGGGCGACGGGCGCGGCCGUGCCUGGGGAGAUGGCCGCCGCUGCGACCGAGCGGCUGGGCGAUGGCGCGCCCGACAGGCACGCCGCCCGCGAUGCCGCGCCAUGGGCGGCAGACCGCGCGCGGCAGUUGCGUAGCCCCGCGGCCCGCGGCGCGGCCCCGGCCACGGCCUCGCCCGUCGCGCUCGCGGAUGGCCGCGACGAGCACGGCUCAGACGCCUGCGCCUCCGCCGCCAACUCGCCGCCAGGCAAGGGCAGCAAGGAAAAAGGGCAAGCAGACGGAGGCGCCCGCGGCCGAGCCCGAGAGGCUUCAAGAAGACCCGUCGCGGUGGUCAAGGGCAAGAAGACGCGGCGCCAUAAUUGCGCUGCCUCGCAGCAGAAGAAGAAGCAGGCCGCGGCAGACGACGACGACGGGGAGAAGGCCCCGAUCACCCCCCCGCGCGCGGACGCCGCGGAGCCUGCAGCGGACCACGCCUCAGAGGCCGCGAAGAAGCCCGUCCACGAGGACGACUUUCGCACCAGCGAGGGGGAGGACAAGGACUGA
Prorocentrum cordatum is the source of this 1606-nucleotide messenger RNA. NCBI's taxonomy places the organism in Eukaryota, Dinophyceae, Prorocentrales, Prorocentraceae. The record is from the annotation of a GenBank genome assembly.